Messenger RNA from Bipolaris maydis ATCC 48331, 1998 nucleotides. Its product is annotated as fungal-specific transcription factor domain-containing protein. Lineage: Eukaryota; Fungi; Ascomycota; Dothideomycetes; Pleosporales; Pleosporaceae. Gene Ontology annotation, biological process: positive regulation of transcription by RNA polymerase II; DNA-templated transcription. Gene Ontology annotation, molecular function: sequence-specific DNA binding; zinc ion binding; DNA-binding transcription factor activity, RNA polymerase II-specific. The record is from RefSeq and is a predicted model, not a curated record.
AUGCAGAGCCGUACAAAGUGUGACGGCAAAGUACCCGCCUGUUCGCGCUGCGUCGGUGCGGGAGUACAGUGUGUCGGAUUCGACUCGUCUACCCAGCAGGAGGCUCCACGAUCCAUUGCCGAUUUCUUGGAAGCCCACAUUGCCAGGCUGGAGAACGCCAGUGUUCAAUCAAAUUCAGCCUCUUUGGCCCAGCCGGCUGCUGCCAUGCCGUCGCCUGCAGACUCAAAUUUCUCUGACGCAAAGACCACGCAGUGGCGUUCAGACAAAUGUGCUUUUGCUGACAGUCUAGUCAACCAAGUUAUGGAGGACAUCACGCCGUCAUUUCUCGGUGUCUGCAAGGCCCGACCCUUCCUGCAGUGCGUCAUCAAGGGUACCAGGCUACCGUCCAAAAAGGGUCCUGUCCUGUCCAAUGAUCUCAACGAGAACCACCCAAGAUCCAUAUUGAACCCACAGCAAACCAAAGGCCUUUUCUAUGAUCUCAUGCCAGAUGAGGUUGGCGCAAAUAAGCUUUUGCGGAACUAUCUCGAUCGGGUCAUUACGCAGUACCCUAUCUACCAUCGCAACGAUGUGGCCAAAGCCUUCCAAUCUGUCUACCACAAGAGUUCUCCAGCCUCAGACGCAGGCGACGACUCGUUCCGCAACCGCUACAUAGUCUGCAUAAUAAUGGCCAUAUCCCUGACUACGAGUGCACGUAACAAUGUGCGCAAAGCAAACGACCUCGCUUAUCAGCUUGUUCGGCACGCCAUGCAGUGGAUCCCUGAAGUUGCGACCAACGACAUUCCCGGACUGCAAGCCAUUCUGAUCUUGUCUCAGUACAUUUUCUUGAACCCCAAAAUGGCAGACUUGUGGCUUCUGACAGGCCUAAUUAGCCAAGCGGUCAUUGACCUUGGUCUUCAUCAGGAACUACCAAAUGACGCCAAGAUCACUGCUUAUGAACGCGAUAUGCGACGUCGGAUAUUCUGGUGUGCCUGGGAAAUGGAGGUUGGCGUAUGCUGCAUCUUUCUACGGCCUGCAAGUUUGCCUAUCAGACAAAUCGAAGUCGCCUUCCCGUUGGAACUAGACGACACUGCCAUCACUCAAACUAGUAUAUUGCCUAAUGGGCGCAUAUCGAAGUUCACCCAACGCAUCAUUUGCCGGUUCCGCCUGAUUGAAGCAGACAUCAUCUCGGUUUUGUGGCAUGGCGAUCCCUUUUCCAACGAAUUCACGUCCUUGGAGCAGUGGAUUCAGCAAUGUGUCGAGAACAUAACGAAUUGGCAAAAAGAAAUAUACGCCGCAGCAAACGCCAACACAGACCCAAGCCUAAAUGCACGGUGGACUGAGAUGUGCUUAUACUCGGACAUUGCAAGCCCAUAUAUCUUGUCACUAUUGAAUCGCACCUCACGCCGAAUACCCAACCCAAGCAAGGAGCAAAUGAUGAUUGCAUUGGUAAAUGCCGUCAAAGUUGCCGACGGCUACUUUCAACAAUCCGAAGCAGAAGCUGGCAAGAUCAAAUACGUCUUCCAUCCGUGCCAUCAUGUUUUCAAUUGCGCCCUCAUAUUUCUCCAGGGCCUGCAGCGCUGCAAACGCGACAUCGCACGUCAUUAUUCAUGGCAGCAAGUGCAAGAUUGGAUGCACGUCUUUUCAAAAUGCUUCUUAUCAAUCUCUGAACGAUGGGCAGCCGCGAGGAGAUGCUAUGAAGAAUAUGAACGAUUGCUGUUACCAGUAAAAGCCGAGUACCUGGAGUAUCUGGAACAGAAGGCCAGUCUUCAUCCACCAUCAUUUCACAAGGCUAGAUCGGAUACGAGCAGUGUGGGCGAAUACCAGAUACCGCCUUCUGGGCUUACUGAAGUUGACGAGGCUUAUCAGUUUUGGACCAUUUUCAAUCCUACGACAUCGAAGGUCGAUGGUACGGAUCCGGUUGGGACUUAUCCGUAUAUCAACCUUCCACCCCAGGACUGGAAUGCAGAGUUUUCUUUGAAUGUGAACGACAAUGCGGAUAUGAUAUUGGAGGCAUCAUGA